This is a messenger RNA of Delphinapterus leucas (beluga whale), 4478 nucleotides long. The record is from RefSeq and is a predicted model, not a curated record. NCBI's taxonomy places the organism in Eukaryota, Metazoa, Chordata, Mammalia, Artiodactyla, Monodontidae.
AAUCACAGCAAACUCCUGUUCCAUGCUGUGAUGGGUGAAACUCUGGGAGAUUCUCUUAUUGACCCAGAGAGUGAUUCCUUCGCGGACACACUGUCUGCAAGCACUUCACAAGAAAUUACCAUGGUGGACACAGAGAUGCCGUUUUGGCCCACCAACUUUGGGAUCAGCUCCGUGGAUCUUUCUGUGAUGGACGACCACUCCCACUCCUUUGACAUCAAGCCCUUCACCACCGUUGAUUUCUCCAGCAUUUCCGCUCCACACUAUGAAGACAUUCCGUUCCCAAGAGCUGACCCAAUGGUUGCGGAUUAUAAGUAUGACCUGAAACUCCAAGAGUACCAAAGUGCAAUCAAAGUGGAGCCUGCAUCCCCACCUUACUAUUCUGAAAAGACUCAGCUGUACAAUAAGCCUCACGAAGAGCCUUCCAACUCCCUCAUGGCAAUUGAAUGCCGUGUCUGUGGGGAUAAAGCUUCAGGGUUCCACUAUGGAGUUCAUGCUUGUGAAGGAUGCAAGGGUUUCUUCCGGAGGACAAUCAGAUUGAAGCUUAUUUAUGAUAGGUGUGAUCUUAACUGUCGGAUCCACAAAAAAAGUAGAAAUAAAUGUCAGUACUGUCGUUUUCAGAAGUGCCUUGCUGUGGGGAUGUCUCAUAAUGCCAUCAGGUUUGGGCGGAUGCCACAGGCCGAGAAGGAGAAGCUGUUGGCGGAGAUCUCCAGUGAUAUCGACCAGCUGAACCCAGAGUCUGCUGAUCUCCGGGCCCUGGCAAAACAUUUGUAUGACUCGUACAUAAAGUCCUUCCCGCUGACGAAAGCAAAGGCGAGGGCGAUCUUGACAGGAAAGACAACAGACAAAUCACCAUUUGUUAUCUAUGACAUGAACUCCUUAAUGAUGGGAGAAGAUAAAAUCAAGUUCAAGCACAUCACCCCCUUGCAGGAGCCAAGCAAAGAAGUGGCCAUCCGCAUCUUUCAGGGGUGUCAGUUCCGUUCCGUGGAAGCUGUGCAGGAGAUCACAGAGUAUGCCAAGAGUAUUCCUGGGUUUGUAAAUCUUGACUUGAAUGACCAAGUAACUCUCCUAAAAUACGGCGUCCAUGAGAUCAUUUACACGAUGCUGGCCUCCUUGAUGAAUAAAGAUGGGGUUCUCAUAUCCGAGGGCCAAGGAUUCAUGACGAGGGAGUUUUUAAAGAGCCUGCGAAAGCCCUUUGGUGACUUUAUGGAGCCCAAGUUCGAGUUUGCUGUGAAGUUCAAUGCACUGGAAUUAGAUGACAGCGACUUGGCAAUAUUUAUAGCUGUCAUUAUUCUCAGUGGAGUCUUUAAAGAACAGUUACCUUGGAAAAUGGCAGAGGCAGUUUUCCGUCCCCCAAAGAGGAAAAGAAGAGUGUAUGAGAGCUAUGAGUCUCCACUGCCGAUCCCUUUCGGUCAGGACUGUGGUCCUAAGAAGGACUUUAGAAUAUUCCGGGCCGAGAUGAUAAACAACAAUGUGAUAGUGAGGAACGCAGAAGAUAUGGAACAGCUCUAUGGGAAGGGUUAUUUUGGAAAAGGUAUCCUGUCCAGAAGCCGUCCAAACUUCACAAUUUCAGAUCCUAAGCUGGUUGCUAAAUGGAAAGAUGUGAAGACAGACAUGCCUGUAAUCACGUCAAAAAAGUAUCAGCGUAGCGUGGAAUGGGCCACAAACCUCAUGCGAAGACAGGGCCAGGAUGAGAGCACAGUGCGUAGACUCCUUGAGGAUUACACAAAGCCCCUUCAGCAUCUUUGUCUGCAAAGGAAUGAAGAGGUCCAGUUGUGUAAUGAGCUGAACUCUGGAAUGGUUUCCAAAAGGGAAGGCACAGCAGAUAGAGAGAAACUUUCUGCCAUGAAUGGGGUUGCAGGAAAGUCACACGAUCUGGAGGAUCCCAGCAAGCGAUCAGACUGCCUGCAGGAGGGCUCCAGGCCUGACCCAAUACCUACCCACGGCCCGGGUGAACAUGUGGCGGAGGUCACCGCUUCUCUGCCCCACGUGCACUGGGGCAAACAGGAUGUUCUCCUCCCGCCCUCUGGCGCUCAGCCUGGGGACAGCAGCCAACGAGCGGGUCUGGUCCCGGCCAGAGAGAGAGGGCCUGAGCAUCACUGCGUGCUGGUGGAGGAAGUCGUGUGUGACGUGAGUGAGAGGGAAGACGCCUCAGGUGGGAACAUGUCGCCAAAAAAGAGACUGAUAUGCAGAAGAAAUCCAUUUAGGCUCUUUGAGUACUUGCAGCUCAGCCUGGAAGAGGCCUUCUUCCUGGUCUAUGCUCUGGGAUGUCUAAGUAUCUACUAUGAGAAGGAGCCUUUAACGAUUGUGAAGCUCUGGAACGCCUUCCGCGUAGUUCAGCCUACGUUCAGGACUACGUACAUGGCGUACCAUCACUUCCGAAGCAAGGGCUGGGUGCCCAAACCGGGACUUAAGUACGGAACUGAUUUGCUGUUGUAUCGAAAAGGCCCUCCAUUUUACCACGCAAGUUACUCUGUCAUCAUCGAGCUGGUGGAUGACCAUUUUGAGGGCUCUCCUCGCAGACCUCUCAGCUGGCGGUCCCUGGCUGCCUUGAGCAGAGUUUCAGUCAGUGUCUCCAAGGAAUUUAUGCUGUGCUAUUUGAUUAAACCCUCCACCAUGACUGACAAAGAAAUGGAGUCACCAGAAUGUAUGAAACAAAUUAAAGUUCAGGUAGGUGAACUCGGAAACAAAUUCACGUCGUCACAAAGGCUCUGCCCAGCGUAUUACGUCCCUUGGAACCGGUGGUCCCGAGACAGGACGGGAAAAGCAUCUCGCCUCGGCAACGAGAGCCCUCUCAGGUCCUUCCCCUCUGAACCCAGCCUCGCUCCCCCUUAACCCUGUGGCCCCUUGUUCUGUGAUGUCCUCUGGUUUCCGCCCCUGUCGGGAGCAGCCCAGACCUCUCCUGGGUCUCGGCCCCUGAAACGACAAGUAUCACUGUUGGCUCGCCGCCUCCUUGAACAUCUUGUCUGGCUGCUGGGGGCCUGUGUUGGGCUGAGGCUCCCGCAUCUUCCUGGCGGGAUUUUCUCUGCCGGCACUGCCGACCCGCCAUCCAGUUGCCCAUCCCGCAGCAGGCCAGCUGUUGGUCCCCAGGGCCCAAGCGCCUCGUCCCCCUGUUUAUCCUGCUCACACCCACUGGCUCAGCUCUUCAUAAAAUGCCAGUCGAGACCCACGUCUCCCUUCCCCGUGCUGCCCCAGACACACCGGCACCGUCACAGACCUGGUACUGUGUUGAACAGUGGGUUCGCACCAGCACUCCUGUUCCUGAAAUGUGCUGGUAGGAGACCACAGCAAGGGUAGCUCUUAAAAUCUUGGGGUGAUUACUGUAGAUGCUGUAGAUGUUUCCACAUAAGGUUUGUUUGCUACAUUCACAUUUCUCCAAAUGUUUAGUUACAAGGAAUGGGGAGCAGGUAUCAUCCUUGUACAGACAGCUCUCUACAAAAUACCUCUGCGAUGCUGUAUGCCUGGCGUGUUCACGUUCGUUCAUUUCUGUUUUUGCAAUUCAGUCGCCUUUGUAUUUUGAUUGGUUACAGGAGGUGAUUCUAAGCCGUUGGGUUUCUUCACGGGAGAGGAGCGAUCAAGAUGAACUUUAACAACUCAGCCUCAGGUUUCUGAUUUCACCAGCAAAUAUUACUGAGUCUCCUGUAUAAGCCAAGUUCAGGGCGAGGUAAAGAGUCCUUUUAUUGUAAUUGCCCAUUAAUGUAAAAGUUUUAAAGAGCGUGGCACUCCCAGCACCGGAAAGUGUUAGUGUGUUAAAAAUUGAAAUUACCCAGGGAAGAAGAGCCCUGUGCGGGGACUACAGGUUCUGUCCUUGGAACGGUCACUCACUGACCCCGGGCCUCUCGCCUCAGGGCCUCGUCCUUUCUGCGAGGGGGCUGGACUAGGCCAGUCCCAAGAGGACCCUCCCAGCAACAGGCAACUUCUGUUACUCUCUGAUUUUACCUGAAACGGUAGCUUCUCUCCAGGUGGCUCUGCAGUGUUCAGGGCACCACUGUGCACCUGCCUCUCUCAUUACCCACAUCCAAUCUGUCCUGGAAGAGGGGCUUCUGUCCACAGGUCUCCAGCUCUCCAGGAACUUCAGCCAAUUUCGCAAACAUGGGAAAUUCCAUUUACUGCCUACCAAGGAUUUCUGUAUCAUAGGAAGCAUUUUAAAACACAUUACCUCAUUAUUUAAUUCUCAGUGAACUUAUUGGUGGGCACGUUGUGUAGAGUACACAACGAUAUUGUACAGGAUUAGAUAAGAAUUGUAUCUUGCUUCACUGAACUCGUUAUAAAAUAAAAAUAUGUGGUGAAAAAAUGAAUGGAGAUAUAUACUGAAUGCAAUUAAUAUUUGGUAAAACACAGUAAACGAAGCCCUUUUUUAAAUUGUUUAGAUGACAAUGAAGAGUUGCCUGAGGGGCAGCGGGGGGUGGGGGGGGAAAUGGGUGGAGGGGACGGUGAACGAUGUCUGAGAUUCACCCAGCGCCCAAAUUCACAUCACUGGC